GUAACACCUCAUAAGGGACCGCUUAAGCGUAGAAGCCCGCGGCAAAGCAAACUUGGCUUUAUAUCGACUGGUGUGCGUUCAAUGUGAAUUGGUUCCCAAUUACAUGAAGAAGGAUGGGUACGAUCUGGUGUGUCUUGCUUGCAUCGGUGCUUCGGGCUGUGCAAGGUGCGGUUGUGGGCGACAGCCAGUGCUAUGGCCCUCUUGGUUGCAUGACGAUCAGUUUGGAUUUCUACCACAAGGAGAACAGACCGCUGAACAGGUUGCCCAAGACGCGGGAGCAGGUCAACACGAAGUUCAAGCUGUUCACUCGUAACAACCUGUUACAAGGUGACGUCCUAUCCUGGUCGUCCACUGAACAAGACAUCAAGCUAUCUCACUUUCAACCUACGCGACCCACAAAGCUCAUCACGCACGGUUGGAUCGACAAUAUCGACCUCACUGAUUGGAUGGUUAAAAUGAAGGACGCCUACCUAGCGAAGGACGACUGCAAUGUCGUACUGGUCGACUGGAAAGCUGGAACGCUUCAUUCAUAUGUCCAAGCAGUGGCCAACACGAGACUAGUUGGAGCAGAAAUCGCCCUGUUUGUCAACAAGUUGAAAAACGCUACGGGAGCCGAUCCAAAGACAUUCCACGCCAUUGGACACAGCCUUGGAGCACACGUUAUGGGUUACGCUGGGGAACGAAUCAACAGGCUAGGUCGUAUCACAGGGCUAGACCCAGCUGAACCUAAUUUCCAGAAAAUGCCUCCAUCGGUACGAAUCGAUCCAACGGACGGCGAGUUUGUGGAUAUCAUCCAUACUGACGGCACUGAGUAUUCAGAAUCUCCGCGUCAGUUCUUCGGCUUGGGAAUGAUGGACCCGACUGGACACGUAGACUUCUAUCCGAACGGUGGACAAGAAAUGCCCGGAUGCGGCAUGACCAACAGAUUCUUCAGUGUACUUACUGAUGGGCUUAUCAAAGGUAUACGCGAAAUCGUCAGCUGCAACCACCAACGAGCCGAGAUGUACAUGCUGGAUUCCAUCAUAAACCCCGAUUGCCUGCCCUUGGGGUUCGAGUGCUCGUCGUACGACGCAUUCCUCAAAGGCCAUUGCACAAACUGCUGGACGGACGGUUCUGCCUGUGCGCCAAUGGGAUACCAUGCGGACGCGUGGAGACGAUUCAGAAACGACACGCGUGUGCGGAAAAUGUACCUGGUCACGAACGCCCACAAGCCUUUCUGUGCUCACCAGUACUUCAUAGCUGUCCAUACCGGUUCAGACAAUGGAACGGCACCUUCCGAUGGUGAUAUCUACCUCACUCUCAAAGGAAGCAAAGGGAAUGCUAAAGUUCGAUUGAAUAAAAAGUCAAUGACGUUUCUGUGCCACGCCAUGUACACCUUCAUCGCACAUACCACGACCGACAUAGGACGUAUAACAGGCAUCAAUUUCUUGUUCGACGGCGGCUUCCUUUCUGGACAGCGGUUUCCGUUGGACUACGUCGAAGUUCGCCCACUUGCAUUCCACCUAUCGUCUCCUAGUCGCACAAGGAAUGAAGACCUCAAAUUUCAAGCAUCAAUGCAAGAAAUUACUUCGGGGAGACAAAUAACACUCCAUCGAUGACUGCUGGCUCCACCGUAGGAAUGUGACGUCUGUUGGUUCAUGUUUCAUUCAUGCACAUUUUAUUCAUACAUACAGGAAUACCUGUGUUAUCUACAUUUUGUUGUUUACAUUGCAUCUCGACAUUAUCAUCUUGUAUUCAUUAUGUAUGUAACUUACUGUAUAUCCCCUGAAUCCACCGCAAUUCUUUGCCAGAAAGCUCCUCUAGGAUCAAAUUUCACUUUGUCCAGUCAACUUUCACGACUUGAAGUCAGUAACUACCACUAUUGUACCAUGAAGUAACUAUUGUAAAACUUAUAUUUCAGUCAUCAUAAUACACUCAUUGGAUCCAGGUAAUAGAUAAUAUAGUGUUGUGCUCUGUCCACACAUCGACGUGCGCGGUCUCGCUCAAUACAUUUUGUUGCCGGGUUGUUUCACAAUAGUAGCUGUACCAUGAAGAGAGCACUGACAUAAAAGGUGAUGCUGAAGAAGUGAUAAUUUUGUCUGCUGUUGCUAUGUUCAUAGUUGUUGCCUUUUGUUUUCAAAUGCAUGAUUCUGGAAAACAAAUAUAAUUAUCUUCAUGGAAUAGUCUAGAUAUCUUUUGCAUCAGCACUGCAUGUAAAUUGUUACAAGAGAAGAGACAGCAUAGAUGUAUAACAGCAUUUUUAUUUUCGUUCCAUAUGAGGCAGACAAGCCAGGCACCAACCUUUAUAAUUAUCCAAAGAAACAGCGUCCUUCAACAGCAUCCAUCAUACCUAACGUGAUAUGCAUGCAGCAAAACAGAGGACACAAUGUUUCUUGUGGUACAUAUCCCAACAAAAUGAAAACCUCGAUACAAAACAAUAGAAAACAAUGAUAAACUUGUUCUUUCUGUAUUCCAUUUGUACUUUUUUUGUGUUGCCUCAGAUUCGUUCACUUGUAUGUCCAAAAAUACAGUAGUUCUAGGAGUUGGGUGCUCAAAAUAUAAACAUGCUUAACUUAUACAAUGCAAAGUUGCACACAUUAGACACUUCAGUUUGAACAACUUACGUUGCUGACACUGCCAGACAUGCAAAACGAAAUGGGCUGAACAUGAAUUUUGCCUGUUUGUGGCACACAAAAAUGCACAUCGUGAGAUUCGGCUGCAGUUUAUCCUGAGGAGCCACGUUUGCUGAAAUUUGUCCAGAUCUUUCCUCGGUAACUGACUGUACAAGCAUUUCUGUGGUUCAAACAUAGAAAGCACCCAAUACUCAUUAUGAUACAUGCAAGUAUAUACACAUGCUGGCCACACACAAGCAGAGGCUCUCACUUGGACAAAAAUCCAUUCAUAGGUCCCCCUGAGCGCAAAUGAAAACCUAUACAGUCAAAUUCCUUUAUAGCGAACACCUUUUUAACGAAAAUACCACUACAGCAAAUUUUUUUGCGGUCCCGCUGGAGCCCUAUAGGCCCAAUAAUGGGCAUCCUUCUUAACGAUAAUACCUUUACUGCGAAUUUUUUUUGCUGUCCCCUGAGUUUCGUUGUAAAGGAGUUUGACUGUAUAUCUAUUUAAAUAGGCCUGUGAGAAUCGAAGUAUUUUAUCGAAUCAAAUGGUGAAACCACAUAUGAUUAACAGGAACUGAUGUUAAGCAUAACACAAAUAGUCACUUUGCGAGCAUAAAGAAACAGCGUAGUGACAUGUCUUAUGACUGCAGUAUUGUAUGUACUGCAGCAUUUUGAA
Molecule: messenger RNA, 3270 nt
Organism: Ornithodoros turicata
Lineage: Eukaryota; Metazoa; Arthropoda; Arachnida; Ixodida; Argasidae
Product: pancreatic triacylglycerol lipase-like
Exons: 10
Coding region: 114-1598 (494 amino acids)
Biological process (GO): lipid catabolic process
Molecular function (GO): lipase activity; carboxylic ester hydrolase activity; protein binding
Source: RefSeq, a predicted model, not a curated record